This is a messenger RNA of Salvelinus sp. IW2-2015, 2207 nucleotides long. Its product is annotated as bile acid-CoA:amino acid N-acyltransferase-like. Lineage: Eukaryota; Metazoa; Chordata; Actinopteri; Salmoniformes; Salmonidae. Gene Ontology annotation, molecular function: fatty acyl-CoA hydrolase activity. The record is from RefSeq and is a predicted model, not a curated record. Gene Ontology annotation, biological process: acyl-CoA metabolic process; fatty acid metabolic process.
AGCACUAUGGUCCUCUUUUGAUAUGGCCUUGUUCUGAAUAUGUGCAAAUGAGGGAUAUGGCUAUAGAAUGUUCACUCACAUUUGCAAAAAACGUGGGGAGGGAUUUGCCUCAGUCUCAACCAGUUUUUAUUUUGGAAGUAGAGGAUUUUAGCUGCUCUAGCCUGCAGGGAAGAUGUCUAGCUCUCCUGGUGGUCACACAUAAUGGCAGGGGUGAGUCCAAGCCCCAUGCUCCUAGUAGAGCCCACUAGAGCCCUCAUUGAUGAGAAACUACAGAUUGUGGUGAAGAAUGUUUUUCCCUAAAAAAUAAGAUGACCCUUCGUUCCUUUCAGCGCUCUGAUGGGAGGCGUUCGGCCAUUAUGCCAGUGAUGAAACAGGGAUGGUCAAAGGCAAGAACAACUAUGUUUUUGGGCUUGGGUUCCUACUUGUUGUUUUGCCAGAUGUUACUAUUUAUGGUUGUUAUACUUCAUGCAAUUUUUUUUUUUUUAAAGUACAGUAUUUUGACUUGUUUAUCAACUGUACAAAUUGCUAUAGUAAAGCAACUGAGUUGUGUUAUUGUACUGUAUCGUGUGUGAAGUUGCUGAGGACAUCCGUUUCAGCGGUUCUUAUGUGGGCUUAGAGUCCAUGGGCUUACUGUGGAUCAUGAGGCCAGUGUCUGGCAGUGAAACAGGACUCCGGUGUACACACAAACACAUACCAAAUGACAUAAGAUAUGCCUCUGCUCCAGUAUGAAUUCUGAAUUAUUUUCAGUUAGCUCUCUCUUCAUAGUUGACUGUUUCUUUUCUCUCUGUAACACUGUAAACAAUUAUUUUACAGGUGCUCUGUAGACACAACCCUAUUAUCCAACAUAUGUUUUGAUAAUUCAGCCCAGAUGUAUGGUGUGUAUAAGUGACAGCCAUGUUUUCCCUUUCAGAUUGUCCCUUGUGUCAAUAGCUGACAAGUACAACACAAAUAUGCACAAGAUGCACUUUGAUGAGAACAACCAUUUGAUCUGGAGAGACAUGAUCCAGCCCAUCACUGAGAGUGGCCCUAAAGUAGAGGUCAGGAGGUUAAAGUGUCCAUUACUGAUGGUCAUUGGAGAAGCUGACCAGAACUGUGCCACUGCAGGAUAUGCGCAGUACAGUAUGUUGGAGAGGGCAGGGAACGGUCACCUGCUGACAACUGUGUCCUACCCUGGGGCUGGUCACCUGAUCAAACCUUUCUACUCCCCUCACUUCCGCUCCAGCACCUUCCUUAGGCUUUACACCAAGAACAGGGUCAAAGUGAUCAUGUUGUGGGGAGGGAAGUCCAAAUGGAGGAGGAUCCUGGAGUUCCUUCAGAAGAACCUGUACCAAAGACAGGACCCCUCUGUCCCCUCAGAGCUGUGAGAUCCUCCUGGACUAUCUCCAUUAUAGUUGUCGCUUCUCUAGCUUCAUUAUCUGUCAGGGCCCUAUUCUUGAAAUUAAAGAGAGACAAUAUUGGUUGGAUUUGUUUUUACUCACCAGGUGGCAGCAUUGUACAGUCUCUUAAAUGACUGGUCUGCUGCUCGUAGUUAGUAGUAGUCAAUGUCCUGACAAUGACAAGGAGGAAGAAGAGGAGAUGGUCGACAUCCGCCUUUCAUCAAAGUCCUUAUGGGGAACCCUUUCUGUUUAAAGACCUUGGGUCAGACCUUGGCUGCUCGGUCAUGGUUGAGUUGCGGUCUUCUAGCCAGCCUGGUUUGGAUUCCAAACUCCUGUGAGGUGAUAUGAAGUGUUAUUGAUAUCAGCUGAGUUGGAGAGAAUGAACACCGCUGCCUUUAACUCUUAUCAACUGCAUAACUUUUUUUUUUUUGAGAUGUGACCCAUAUAUUCUCACUUCAGAUCACUUCAUUCUGGCAAAGGGGACCGAUGGCGUAAACAUCUCCAUGUGUUGCUCAUAUAUUAAACCAAUAGCCUGGUCCCAGAUCUGUUUGCGCUGUGUUGCUCCUAUGGUCAUUGUCGUCCCAAACAUCGUCAUGCACAAACAGAGCUGGGACUACGUAGGCUACUAAACCAAUGCCGUCUCUAGUGAUGAAGGAUAAAAUCCCAAUUUGGCAACCUGCCGUGCUAUUAAACCAAUGCCUUCUCUAGUGAUGAUGGGUAAAUACCCAAUCUGGCAUCCCGCCGUGCCAUUAAACCAAUGCCUAGUGUAGUAGUUUAAGAAUAAAUACCCAAUCUGGCAUCCCGCCAUGCCAUUAAACGUUUACAGACUCA